AUGCCACCAGAGAAGUUCAUUCCGCCGCGCCAGCCGGAGCCUCCACAGAUCAAGCUGGUUUCCGAAGAGGGAGUGGACUUUAUCAAGGCACGAUGGGUCAUUCCGGAGACCUACGACAACAAAGUUGGCUUCAUAUACGACCAGGAAAAGCAGACCCACAUGAUCACCCACUACAGCGUCUACUUGCAGGGUGGGUACCCUUCGCCUGAUGUGAACGAGCACGAGGAGCUCAAGGAAAAUGUCCCGCAGGUCCGAGACUACAAGACAACGCCCAAGAACGGCUCCAACGUUGCGAAAUUUGAAGGGCUGGUUCCUGGACGCUACUACCACUGCAUAUUGAAGGCGUUCAGUGCAGCUGGUGAGUCCCCGUGGUCCUGGCCUUCCGAUGUUGUCCGUGCACCACCGGGAGCACCAGAUGCUGCCGCUGAGGUACAUGUUGUGGGCACCACCUCAACUUCGAUCACCGUGACUUGGCCCAGCCCAUCCGGCAACGGCGAAUGCAUCACUUCCUUCUACCUUCGGUGUCGUGAGGUUCGUGUUCUGCAGGGCUGGUUGGAUGGACAGCCGGCCGAUCCAGAUCAUAGUGGUCCCACUGCAGGUCAGUAUGCCGAGAUUGACGAGUGGUGGGCACCAGUGGCCAUCAAUUUCUGUGAUGCGGCGAGCGAACAGGCUGAAGGUACCAGUGAGCAACGCAAACUGCUGGCCCGACGUGCCUCUGUGCUGGGUGGCGUCAAGCACACACACGUCAUCAAAGGUCUGCAACCAGCAAGUUACUACGAAUUGGAGGUGGUGUCUGAGAACAGCGUCGGCUUGAGCGGCCCUACUCUCUCAGGGGAAGUGCGGACCCGAUCGACAAAACCAGGGCCACCCGGAAGCUGUGUGGGAGUAGGAGAUGCUACGAUCAACUCCGUGAAGUUUGCCUGGAAGGCAGCAUCAUAUACAGGUGGUGAGGAUAUUCUGGGAUACGAGGUUCGCUGGAUUCCGAACGCAGUCGGUAAACCGGCGCCGACAUCUCUGGAUGCUCUACUGGAUGAUUCUGCAGUGCGAAUCAUUGUCGGGCCCGAUUGCCACGAACUUGUGGCAGAGGGACUGCACCCUGGCGACGCAGCGAUUCCGGUGGUCCGUGCAUGGACAGAAGUCAGUCAUGGAGAUUGGUGUCGACUGCCAGCGGAUGCCGAGCUUGAGGACCUCUCAGCCUUGCCGGACAUGCCGGCCGAGACGUCUAUCCCCCCGCUGCUGGAAAGGACUCCUGCUGAGGACCACCGGCUGUAUUCCUUGAAGGCAAGCUGGACAUGUCCCGAUCUGAUGGGACGGCCUAUCCAGUACUUCAAGUUGAGGCUCUUCCGGGCUGACACUGAGGAGGAGAUUGAGGCCAUCCGAGCAGCGGGCAAAGUCUUGCCCCCACCAGCAGCCGAUGAAGCGCCAUGUGAGUUCACGAUUGAGAAGCCACCCAACAGGGAUUGGGUCAUGGGCGAAAUGAUCGAGAUGCAUGGUCUUCACAAGGCUCUUACUCCAGGAACUCCGUAUGUUGUCUACGUCCGUGCUACGUCGUCAGUGGGUGAUGCGAAGGGCUGGGGUGUGGCGAGCCUUCCGCAGACUGCGCCUCCGGACUAUCCUAGCAAGCCUGACAAGCCAACUUGUCCCUGGCAGUGGCCGACAGCCUUGGAGGUCCAUUGGAAGGAACCAUGGCUGAAAGGCUCCGAAUUGAAGACUCAGGUGCCUCAUGAUGUUGCACAUAAGACUUUCGGCGAGCGACAGAUUCACGUGGAUGGUAUGGAGUACGCAACAACGUACUACUUCAGGGUUCGGGUCCAGAAUGCCGUGGGAUGGUCCGAGUGGAGCGACAUCUCGGAGGGCUUCAUGACGGGCGCCUGCAGGCCGGCUCCACCGAAGCGGCCCGUGCUGGAGCAUGUGGAUAUGGAGCAGCUGGUCUUCCGGUGGAAUCAGCCCAACAGCCACGGCUCUGCCAUCGACAAGUAUGAGGUGUUCCUCGCAGACCAAGAGAGGGUCGCGAAAGUCCCGCAGCUGGUGGAGGACCUCAACAACUGCGAGAACGACCAGGAGCAGAAAGAGCUGUUGGAAGCACUGCCAUGCAAAGACUUUCACUCCAUCAAUGUGGAGGAAUUUGCAAAUCGUGCUGAGCCAGACCACAUCUUUGAAGGGCUGCUGGGAGGGCUGCAGUAUGCGGUGGCGGUGCGUGCCCACAACUUUGAGGGUUGGAGCGACUGGUCACCAGCUUUGGAUGACAUCGUAUCGCCGGCCGCCCCGCCUGAAGAAAGUCCGUCUCCCUGGAUGUUGGAGGCGACGAAGGACACGCUCCGGGUUGGCUUUUCUGUCCCGUACGACAACGGGGACCGCAUCACGCAAGCAGAGGUGUGCUGGUUCCGAAUCUCUGGGCCAAUGGAGCGGCACAUUGCCUUGGGCGGCAAGGUUACAGCGCCCACGUCAGCUUCCAGCAAGGAGGACGAAGAGGGCUAUGUCACGGUGGAUGUGCCAGAUACGGUCGAGCGCGCCAAGCCCGAGGAGUACGGAGGGAGUUGGGAGGCCCUGCUCACCGGCCUUGCACCUGGCACUGAGUACGAGGUUCAGGUGGCCUGCAUCAACAGCCAUGGCAAUGGGCCUUACUCAAUUGGCAUGCGCAUGGUGUGCUGCGCUGGCAUACCAGACAUGCCUGGCAGGAUACGACAUGCGAUCCCUGCAGCUCAAACUCGAGUGGCGAAGCCUCAACAAUUUCAGCGGGUGAUCAGCGACAUGUCGCAGGGCAACCUCUCCGACUUGGAGGCUCCGCCGACGCCCAGAAGCAGCAUGGACGAUGGCAGCGAGAAGGGGGAGCUGGCUGUGGAGGAGGAUAUGGCUCUCAGCCUUCCGGCUCCCUCUGCCGUGCAAUCUGGCGCCGUUUUCUUCAAGCGGACUCAGAAGUUGGAAGCACCAGAGGUGGGGCAGACAACUUGA
This is a messenger RNA of Effrenium voratum, 2952 nucleotides long. The record is from the annotation of a GenBank genome assembly. Lineage: Eukaryota; Dinophyceae; Suessiales; Symbiodiniaceae.